AUGGAAUUAUCAAUUUCCAUGAUGAAUCAUGGACUAUCUUUCAAUCAAUCAUCUUCAUGUAAAUUUAUAGAAUCACUAAAACAUCCAUUAAUUAAUGAAUUUUCAAAUUCAAUAAAUCCAUGUUUUUUAGCAUCCAUAUUAAUCAUAGCAACAACAUUAUUUAUAUUUGGUUCCUUGAUACAACUUUAUAUUUUAUUUUUUCAAAAUUAUUAUGGAAAUCUUAAAAUUAAAUAUAGUUUUGGUUAUCCUUUUAAAAUUAAAAGUGUUGGAAUUUUUCAAAUUUUAAAAUUAAACUUGGUUGUUUGUCAAUUGAUUUUGAAUGGAUUGUUACUUUUAUGGAUUCAACACUGGAGUUUGUUGUCAAUUGGGUUGAUUGCGAAUUUCUUGCUACUUGGAUUUAUUAUUUUACCUUUUCAUGUUGUUGAACCUUUAAGAAGUGCAGUAUCGUUAGUUUCUUUAUCAUUGUAUUGGGGAUUUCAAAUAAUUUUUAAUUUAAUUAUAACUAUUCAAGAUAUAACAUCAGAAUAUAAAAUCAUCAAUACCACUAACAACAAUUUCCUCGAAACUAUUGAAUUUUGUCUUUUAAUUAAUUCAAUUUUAAUUUUAAUUUUUGAAGUUGGUUUAUAUUUACCAAGUUUAGAAUUAAAACAAUAUUUUGAAUUAAAUGAUUGGGAUAUUGAAACUAUUCAUAAUUUUUGGUCAGAAAUUACAUUUUUAUGGUUAGAUUCUACAAUUAAUCAUAUAUAUGAAACAAAUUCAAUUGAAGUUAAUCAAACUCCUCCUUUAUAUAUUGAUUUAAAAUGUAAUUCAACUUAUUCGGAAUUAGUUAAACGGUGGAAUGAAGCAAAGGCAAAAGAUCCAGAAAAUGUUUCAUUACUUAAAAUUUAUAUUCAAACUUAUUUUUGGGAUUUUAUUAAAAUGUUAGGUUUGGAUUUAUUAACAGUUUUAUUCAAUUUAGGUCAAGCUUUCUUACUUCAACAAUUUAUUAUUUAUUUUGGUAAUGAAAAGAAACAACCAGCAAUAGUUGGAUUUUCAAUUGCAACUGGAAUUUUCAUAUGUGCAACUUGUAGAUUUACAUCACUUUAUAGAUUUGCAGAAAUUCAUUUUAGAAUUAGAACAAGAGUUUAUUCAUCUUUAGGAACAUUUGUUUAUCAAAAAGCUAUAGUUUUAUCAUCUGAAGCAAGAAAAUAUAAAAAUACUGGUGAAAUUAUAAAUAAUUUAGCAGUUGAUGUUGGGAAAUUAGCAAUGUUAGCAAUGUAUGUUUUUGUUUUUAAUUUCCCAAUAAGACUUACAAUAAGUUUAUUAGCCCUUUAUAAACUACUUGGAAUAUCAGCAUUUUUAGGUUUCAUCACCGCAGUGAUAAUGGUUCCAUUAAGUUCAAAGGUAAGUACAUCAAUUUCAAAAUUAGUUAAACAAAAUAUGAAAAUAAGAGAUGAAAGAACAAAAUUAACUUCUGAAAUUUUACAAUCUAUCAAGAGUAUAAAAUUAUAUGCAUGGGAACAACCAAUGUUAAAAAGAUUAUUUAAAAUUAGAAAUGAAAAAGAAUUAGUUAUGGCUAAAAAAAUUGGUAAAUUUAAUGCUUUUUCAAUGUUUUUAUGGAAUACUAUACCUUUUGCUAUAACAAUAACUUGUUUAAUUACAUUUGUUAAAAUUAGUAAAAAUGCUUUAAUUCCUUCAAUUAUUUUUCCAGCUUUAUCAUUAUUUGAUAUGUUGACUGAUCCAAUUUUACAAUUACCUGAUGCUUUAGUUGCAAUGAUUGAAGCGAAAAUUUCUUUCAGGAGGUUAACUGAUUUUUUCUUGAUGAAAGAUAAUAAUUCAAAAGUGAUUCAUGGAAAUAAUAAAUCAGAAGAAGCAGUUAUAAUUAAAGAUGCUACAUUAAAUUGGGAUAAAAAUACAAUUGCUUUGAAAGACAUCAAUUUAAUAGCGAAAAGAAAUCAAUUGACAUGCAUUGUUGGUAAAGUUGGAUCAGGUAAAACAGCACUAAUCAAAUCCAUUCUUGGUGAUGUCACUUUAUCAUCAGGUUCAAUUGAAGUUAAUGGAUCAAUAGCUUAUUGUGCACAACAACCAUGGAUUCAAAAUGCAAGUAUAAAAGAUAAUAUUUUAUUUGGACGUAAAUAUGAUCAAUCAUUGUACAAAAAAGUAAUUUCAAGUUGUCAAUUAAAACCAGAUUUAUCAAUUUUAUCUGAUGGUGAUCAAACUAUUGUUGGUGAAAAAGGAAUAUCAUUAAGUGGUGGACAAAAAGCAAGAAUUUCAUUAGCAAGAGCUGUAUAUUCAAAUGCUGAUAUUUAUUUAUUAGAUGAUAUAUUAUCUGCAGUUGAUGCUCAUGUUGGUAAAAAAAUUAUAAAAGAAGUUUUAAGUUUUAAAGGAAUGUUAGGCGACAAGACUAUAAUUUUAGCAACUAAUGCUAUAAAUGUAUUAAGAAAUUCAAAUGAAAUUGUUUUAUUACAAAAUGGAAAAAUUGAAGAAAGAGGUAGUUUUGAAGAAGUGAUGUCAAAUAAUGGAGAUUUGUCAAAAUUAAUUAAAGAGCAUAGUCAUGAUUAUGAUGACGAAGAUGAAGAAGAAGAAGAAGAAGAAGAAGAGGAAAAAGAAUUGGAGGAAGAGGUCAGAAAUGUUGAAACUCUUAAAACUGCUCACAUAAAAGAAAAAGCUGCAAAAGGAAAAGUUAAAUUAAGUGUUUAUCUUGAAUAUUUCAAAGCUUGUAAUUUUCCAAUGAUUUUUGUUUAUGUUUUUAUAUAUGCUUUAAAUGUUACAUUUAAUAUUGGUGCAAAUUAUGUUUUAAAAUAUUGGUCUGAACUUAAUUUAGAAAAAGGAUAUAAUACAGAUAUUACUUUCUUUAUAUCACUUUAUGCUAUAGCUGGUAUAGUAGCAGCUGCAUGUAUGUUAAUAGCUGCAUUAAUUAUGUGGAGUUAUUGUGUUUUAAGAGGUUCAAAAUAUUUUCAUGAUAAAAUGGCACAAUCUGUUUUAAGAGCUCCAAUGCAAUUUUUUGAAACUACUCCAAUUGGUAGAAUUUUGAAUAGAUUUUCUGAUGAUAUUAAUGUUAUUGAUCAACAAUUAAUUUGGUCUAUUUUAGCAGUUGUUGAUUAUGGAUUAUUAGCAAUUGGAGUUUUAUCAGUUGUUGUUUUCAAUUUACCAAUUAUGAUUAUUGUUAUAAUUAUAUUAUUUUUUGUUUUUAAUAGAGUUAGAGCAUUUUAUAUUCCUUCAGCAAGAGAAUUAAAAAGAUUAGUUAGUGUUUGCAGAAGUCCCCUUUUUUCACAUUUAUCAGAAUCAAUAAAUGGUGUUGAUACAAUAAUGGCAUUUAAUCAAGAUGAUAGAUUUAGAAAAGUUAAUAAUUUUAACACUGAUAAAUUUAUUAGAGCUCAAUAUACUUUAUUAUGUUGUAAUAGAUGGUUAUCCAUAAGAUUACAAAGUAUAUCUGCAAUUAUUGUUUAUGCUUCAUCUUUAUUUAUUUUAAGUACUUUAGGAACAAAACAUCAAAUUAGUGCAGGAUUAGUUGGGUUCAUUAUGGUUAAUGCAAUGAGUAUAAGUAAUGCAUUAAGUAUGAUAAUGAGAGGUUGGGCAGAUAUUGAAACAAAAUCUAUUUCAGUUGAAAGAGUUAUUGAAUAUUGUAAUUUAAAACCAGAAGCCCCGGAGAAAACUGAUGUUACACCACCACAAAAUUGGCCACAACAAGGAGUUAUUGAAUUUAAUAAUUAUUCCACAAAAUAUAGAGAAAAUUUAGAUAAUGUUUUAAAAAAUAUAACAUUUAAUAUAAAAUCUGGUGAAAAAAUUGGAGUUGUUGGUAGAACAGGAGCUGGUAAAUCAAGUUUAACAUUAGCAUUAUUUAGAAUCAUUGAACCAACUCAAGGUUCAAUAAUAAUAGAUUCUAUUAAAUCUGAUACAAUUGGAUUAUUUGAUUUAAGAAAUAAUUUAAAUAUUAUACCACAAGAUUCAAAUUGUGUUGAAGGUACAGUACGUGAAAAUUUAGAUCCUCUUGGUGAACAUACAGAUGAUGAAUUAUGGAAAGUAUUAGAAUUAGCUCAAUUAAAAGACUUCAUAUCACAAUUAUCUACAAAAUCAAAUGAUGAAGAACAGCUAGGUUUAAAUGCAAUGAUUUAUGAAGGUGGGUCCAAUUUAUCAAAUGGUCAAAAACAAUUAUUAUCAUUAUCAAGAGCAUUAUUAAAAGAUACUAAAGUAUUAGCAUUAGAUGAAGCUUCGUCAAGUGUUGAUAAUCAAACUGAUCAAUUAAUUCAAGAAACUAUUAGAAAUCAUUUUAAUGAUAAAACUAUUAUUACUAUAGCUCAUAGAUUAAAUACUAUAAUGGAUAGUGAUAAAAUUUUAGUUUUAGAUCAAGGUGAAUUAAAAGAAUUUGAUUCACCUAAAAAUUUAUUAAAAGAUGAAAAUUCAAUGUUUUAUUCAUUAUGUGUUGAAGGUGGUGUUAUUAAAAAAUGA
Messenger RNA from Lodderomyces pseudojiufengensis, 4428 nucleotides. RefSeq lists its product as uncharacterized. Gene Ontology annotation, cellular component: membrane. Gene Ontology annotation, biological process: transmembrane transport. The coding region runs from base 1 to 4428 and encodes 1475 amino acids. The record is from RefSeq and is a predicted model, not a curated record. Lineage: Eukaryota; Fungi; Ascomycota; Pichiomycetes; Serinales; Debaryomycetaceae. Gene Ontology annotation, molecular function: bilirubin transmembrane transporter activity; ATP binding; ABC-type transporter activity. The transcript has a single exon.